AUGACACUCAUCACCUUGAGCAUCAAUGCUGCUUUGUUGGCUGCGAUCUUACUGAUCUUGUUCGGCUCCCCAAGCCAAGCGGCGCACGUUGAGCGAAGGCAAGAUCAGUGCAAUCCCGCCAACGACCAUCUCACAAUUCAUGAUUGUGCCGUCUUAACUUUCAAGGCAAAAACAAAAUCCUCAGAGGUUCAGGGGCCGUUAACCAUGCGGUUCAAAGCUGCCGAGAUCGUUGACUGUCGAGGGGGCACGGAAGUGUACAUAAGUGAUUCUCACUAGGAAUCGAUUCAAUGGCAAAUUAAUGACAUCCAACCAUUUCUUUAAUCUCCUGUAAUGAUAU
This is a messenger RNA of Puccinia graminis f. sp. tritici CRL 75-36-700-3, 337 nucleotides long. RefSeq lists its product as uncharacterized. The record is from RefSeq and is a predicted model, not a curated record. The transcript has 3 exons. The coding region runs from base 1 to 276 and encodes 91 amino acids. Lineage: Eukaryota; Fungi; Basidiomycota; Pucciniomycetes; Pucciniales; Pucciniaceae.